GGAGGCAGCAUUGCUCUCACAACGAGCAGACUUCUGGGAACUCCGGCAGUAGAAGAAGAGCAGUGGCGCUGGCUGUUCCGGCUGUGUGCAGGUUCAUCGCGUGUUGUGGGCCGCUCACAGUCAGCGGAAGACGUUUGUCACGCCCGUUCGGACGAUGCCGUGGAGGUGUUGUGUUCCGGGUUGUAAGGGUUACAACGAGGCCAAGUCGAUGGGGGUCGUGUUUCAUGGUCUGCCGACCAGAGACCCGCAGCGCUGCAGGACGUGGCUGAAAGCCAUACAGAACCCCCGAUUAGACGAGAACACGCCGGUCUCCAAGUACAGCGGCGUGCGGGUGUGCAGCCUGCACUUCAAACCCGACGACUACGAGGAGGACUUCCGAGCCAGAAUACUCAACACUGCGCCCAAGCCGAUGCUGAAGAGCGGCGCUGUGCCGUCAGUGUUCCCCGGGAGACAGCGCGGAGAGGCCGGCAGCUCCGGCUCGGCCUCGCCGGCUGCCAAGAGAGGAAGAACGCAGGUGAUCUGUGGAGCUGCAGGCACCUCCUCCCAGCCGCCUCCUCCUCCUCCUCCUCCUCCCGCUGAGGCAGCAGGAGCAUCACAGGAAAGCUUCUGCGUCGUGGUGUCGCUCGACCCUCUGGACCACAGCUUCCCCUCAGAACCAGGGCUCAGCUCCGUUGUGACCUCUGAGGAGUCCGAUGAGGACAUGGACGAGGACUGCACUGUGGUUUACAACCGCAACCUCAUGGAGCUGUUCAGGAUGUGUCAGACAUGUGGGCAGCCUGUAGUGGACAAGCAGGUUUUCCACUCGGGUGCGCAGAUGAGGGUGAAGUGGAGCUGUCGUGGUGGACACUCUGGAACGUGGAAGUCCUCGCCUCACCUCAGAGACGUGCUUCCAUGAAGUCCAGCUGCUUACUGCCACUGGUUUUACUGGACUGUCGUUCACAGAGAUGUCCGAACCGCAUCGGGUGGAUGCUCCACCUCCCUGCUGGACUCCACAGUGGACAGCAUCCUGACUGGAGCAGGUCAGUGGUUCUUGUUCCACCAUGAGACGCUGGUCGGAAAGUCAGCUCAGCAUAAUUAGUUGUCUCAGGACACAUUCCAAACAGAGCAGGACUAGACCGAACCCUUUAAUGUAGUCAACAGUCUUCCCCUGGUGCAGGAUCCAGUAGAAGAGGGACAGCUGACCUGCCGUCAGUUACAGUAAGCGGCCGGUGAUCACGGCUGGGAUGUCCAGGCCGGCACAUUCUUUGUUCCACUGAAGUCUGUCCUCAGUGCUGAUCAGCUUUGUCUUUCUGUUGUCCCUGUAGGUCUUGAAGGUGAGCUGAAUAAGGUGCAGCAUUUCAGCACACUGCAGUUCCGACUGGAGCACAGCACACACUGCAGCUUCAGCAUGUUUCAAGAACGCUUUUCUAUUUUCUAACAAGUAUUUUUAUAAGGCAAACUGGAUCCAGCUGUGAAACCGGUGUAAUAAAGAUUCGGUGUGAAUGUGCUGCUUGUGUCCUCAAUGUGAACAGUUAGAAUUUCCCAUAAUGCAUCACGUGUUGAUUAUUGCCAUGAAAGCCCCCUCAGCUGUCUGCAUUAUUACGUCGAUACUGAGGAAAACUUCAGCACUUUAACAUGUGUGUGUUCGCGUGUGACUGAUGGUGAUGGGUGUAUUCUGUUACCUUUGGCCUGGAGCUGCUGUUCUGAUAAUUGAUUCAAUGUUUGAGUUAAUUUUUAGGUGAAAAUGUAAAAUAUUGUGUGGUUUGAGCUUCUCUGAUGAUGUGCACCUUUUCUGUGUCGUAUCACAGUAAACUGAGUGAUUAGCUGAAGAUGAAAACAGUCAUUGCUUGCUGUCCUACAGUGCGUUUGGGACCAGCAGCGUCCCCCAGUCUUUAUGCUAAGCUAACCAGGUGCUGGCUCAGAGGAGGAAGAGAGUGAGAGUAACGAGGGGUGCAGGUGAUCCUCUUACCAGGCUGGGCCAGCAGCUGAUGCCCACCCUCGUGUGCAGCGGGGUGGAGAGGAGGAUGAGGAGCAGCAGGGUGAAGAGGAAGGCUGUGCAGCUGACAAACUCAAAGAAGUAGAGAGCGGAGCAGCUGGCGCAGCUGGAGAUCACCUCCUCCAGGAUGAAGGCCAUGAAGGACAGCACCUGGUGAGGGACAGAAAACAUCAGUCAAUCAUGUCAUCUCACCAGGAAGUCAGGAGGCAAUAAGACAAAGUCAGACAGACGAGAAACAUCGCGGUGAAUGUGACAACCAAUCGGGAAGAAGAGUCAUCCAGAAAACCAUGUACACAGUGUGUGUACCACUCACAAUGCAAGUGCUGUGGCUGAAUGGCUGAGAUGCUACAUAAAACCAUAAGAUCCUGAGUUCAGUUCCAUAAGGAAGCCUGUCAUUCAGGACCAGCACCAGAGUGGGACCUUCAGAGUGUCUGUAACUGUUCCAACCUGAGCAAUAAAUCCAGUAUAAAAACUCA
This is a messenger RNA of Scatophagus argus, 2451 nucleotides long. RefSeq lists its product as uncharacterized. NCBI's taxonomy places the organism in Eukaryota, Metazoa, Chordata, Actinopteri, Scatophagidae. The transcript is spliced from 2 exons. The record is from RefSeq and is a predicted model, not a curated record. Bases 155 to 895 code for a protein of 246 amino acids.